Molecule: messenger RNA, 625 nt
Organism: Myotis brandtii (Brandt's bat)
Lineage: Eukaryota; Metazoa; Chordata; Mammalia; Chiroptera; Vespertilionidae
Product: vasodilator-stimulated phosphoprotein-like
Exons: 2
Coding region: 72-623 (183 amino acids)
Biological process (GO): neural tube closure; positive regulation of actin filament polymerization; actin cytoskeleton organization
Molecular function (GO): profilin binding; SH3 domain binding
Source: RefSeq, a predicted model, not a curated record
AACCGGCCUCACCCCCUCUCUCCCCAUUUCCCGGCAGCGAGACGGUCAUCUGCUCCAGCCGGGCCACUGUGAUGCUCUAUGACGACGGCAACAAGCGGUGGCUGCCUGCGGGCACGGGCCCCCAGGUCUUCAGCCGAGUCCAGAUCUACCACAACCCCACGGCCAACUCCUUCCGGGUGGUCGGCCGGAAGAUGCAGCCAGACCAGCAGGUGGUCAUCAACUGCGCCAUCAUCCGGGGUCUCAAGUAUAACCAGGCCACCCCCAACUUCCACCAGUGGCGGGACGCCCGCCAGGUCUGGGGCCUCAACUUUGGCAGCAAGGAGGACGCCGCACAGUUCGCCGCGAGCAUGGCCAGUGCCCUGGAGGCGUUGGAAGGUCAGAAACAGUGGGCAGAGGGGCCCCUGAGCCCUGCCGUGUGGCCUGGGGCCGCCACUUCACUACUCGUGGCCUCAGUUUACUCAUCUGCAAGUGGGGCUGAUUCAUUGCUACCGUGGACAGUUUUUCUGAGGCUUUUGUGUGGGCUCCUGUGUGCCCCUUGUACCCCUGGAUUCCUAAGGCUGCAGUUGCCCCGUGAAUUUUCACACGAACACUCCUGGGCGACCGCCUCCCAGAUCAAGGUGUAGCU